Messenger RNA from Moneuplotes crassus, 2156 nucleotides. The record is from the annotation of a GenBank genome assembly. NCBI's taxonomy places the organism in Eukaryota, Ciliophora, Spirotrichea, Euplotida, Euplotidae.
CAUUUCUAUAUCUUCCUGGUCCUGCUUGGAUUUCAAUUGAGAAUUGCUUUCAGAAUAAUUUAAUUUUAUAGACGGGACCGGAAUUCCUAUUGAAGAGACAACUCCUGGAGAGGGAGAAGGAGACAUCCAGAACCAAAUUGGAGAGUCAAUGGAGGAACUUCAGGUUGACACUAAUUCAGAAGACACACUUAGAGGUGAAGUUAGAGAUUUACUAGGAGACGGACUAUCCCCAGAGCAUUAUGAGGAACUAGAGUCUGUUUUGUACUCUAUUUCUUCAGGAAAGGUGGUCUUACAGAACAAGAAUAGGUACCAAGCUCAGUCUGCUGCAAUUAACUCUUACGAUGAUCAAGUUCCUCUAAUUUUGGAAUACCUCAACCGUAGAGAAAGGUUCAGAAAUGCCAAGAAUAAGGUAUACGCUUAUCGAGUGAAUCAGAUCAAUGAAGAGACUGGCCAAAUGGAUUUAUUUGAAGGCUUUGAAGAUGAUGGAGUCGAAGGAGCAGGAGAAAAAUUAUUACAUCUUCUCCAGAAAAUGGGUGUUGAGAAUAUUUUUAUCGUUGUAUGAGUCUGGCACUUCAGAAUGCAAGGACAAUUAGGAACAGAAGCCUAUAAGCUGAUUAUUGAUAGAGCAAAGGAUUUAUUAACUAAUUUACAUAUGAAAGUUAUGGAAUCUGGACUUGAAAUGGAAAUGAAUAAAAAUCAUGAAUUAAUGCUUUAUGAUGAGAAAGCUAUUGAUAAAAGAAGAGGUAAAUAAAAUCAAUCCUACAAUUUAUCCAACUGGGGUUAUUCCAGAUUCAAGUCAGAAAUCAUUGCAUCAUCCAAACUCAAAGCAAGAUGAUCUAAGGCCUAAUAAUUUUAUGUAUGAAGUCUCUCAAAAGAAGAAAAGAGAAGAGGAGGAUGAGCCAUUAGAAAUUGAUUUAACAGAAGAUGAGUAUAACUAUGCUGUAAGGAUGACUAAACAUUCCAUCCAAAAAGUGACGAAAUCACACAUCACAGAGCUAAGGUCCAUACUCAAGCCCCAUCCUAAUAUUGAGAAGAUUUUAAAAAUGGUUUGAAUAAUCCUAAAAGGAAAUAACAUUAAUGCAGGGUCUAAUAGCUAUGUCUCUUCUCUCCGUUCUCCAACCUGGAGGCAGGUUCAAGAAAUUAUUAACGAAAAGACUUUCUUGAUCCAAUUAAGACUUGUAGAUCCUGUGAAGGUAAAGCAAUCGAGUAUUAAGAAAGUAUUAAAAAUCCUAAAGGCAAAUCCGAGCUUAGUACCUGAUCAGAGACAAGAGAUCUCCAACAUUCUUUUAAUGUGGAUAAUAAACCUUAUAAAAUGGAAUGCAGGGAACAAUAGAUUUAUAUUUGAUGAUUCCACCCUUGCUGGGGCUAGAAUCAUGAACCAAGAGUUAAUCCCUCAAAAAGAUGUUGAAGAUGAACAAGAAGACCCCUUUAAGAGAGUGAAUGCAUAUGGACUCAUGAAGAAGAGAGAAGAUGAUAAAACUAAUAUUGACCAAGAAGAUGACCAAUCUCAUGAAGAAAAGGAUUACUUUAACAAAAGUUUAGCUGAAGUAUCAGACAGAAGGUAUCAAGGCUCUAAGCACCAAAGUUAUUUAGAUACCAAGAAGUCAAAGAAAAAUAAAAAGAAAUAGACAUAAUAAAAACAAAGGGGCUAUUAUCUCGAAGAAUAGAGGGAAGUUUGUAGAGUCAAAACAAAUGGUUUUUACUGAUCGCCAAAUGCUGGUCCCUUCAACAAAGUCUAACGAAAUUAUUCAAGCUGCUGGAGGUCAUGAGAUGGCCAGAAAUUACUCUCCUCAUAUGAGCAUGCAGCCAGUUUUGCAAAAUGAAAACCAAGAGCCGAGAAAUAUGACUGAUGAAACAGCUAAUAAACUGACCGAAGAUGGGCCUUUAAAUAUCAAACAGCUUGAGCUUUUUGAAGAAGAUGAUAUAAAGAAAGUUCUUGAGCAUAUGGAUGAAGACAAGAAAGAACUCCUUGAAAAACUGUCUCAAAGCGAUGAAGAUAUUCUCCAAUAUUUGAACAGCACAAUGCUAGAAAAUGAGCCUACAGAAGUUCUAAUAAAAUGAGCAGAAAUCCUAAGAGAAAGAAGACAAAAUCUAUACCCAGACCAAGAAAACAUCGAAAACUAAUAUUAACUACUAUCAGAAGCCUUCAAUAUUCC